Molecule: messenger RNA, 1348 nt
Organism: Astrephomene gubernaculifera
Lineage: Eukaryota; Viridiplantae; Chlorophyta; Chlorophyceae; Chlamydomonadales; Astrephomenaceae
Source: the annotation of a GenBank genome assembly
GGAAUAAAUUGCAUUGACACGCGUUUGUAGAUCGGACAGGAAAAGUCAUACAAAGUACAGCGGAUAGAGAUGUCCAUGAACGUACGUGAUGACUGUCGUGACAGCAUGAGACGUGCGCAGAACACGGCCAACCAAAGCGUAGUAGUAAUCGUGUCAACUUUCUUAGAUCAUAAACACCAGUUUUACCUUUCCAUAGCGCUCGUUGUGGCGGACGUCUUAGGUUAUUCACUAGCGAAAGCACUUCUGGGGCCUUGCCCGACGAGAUCUAUAGUCUUCAUAAAGCUUGCCUACAGCACAUGCACCCCUGCUCCUUGCCACAGCAGUCUGUCCAGCAGGCCAGGGCGAGCUUGAAGGGCGUCCCGGCGCGGCCUAUGUCCAGCUCCAACUACUCUGCAGGGCGUCCGAAGAGCAGCAAUAAGCGCAGUGUUGCAGAGCUUGAGCGUCCGGGUUCGGCGCAGGCGACUGCUCACCAUUCGCAGAUGCAGCCAGAGCCGAUACCGCUGAAGUAUGUAGUCCAGGAGGCGGUGAAGCGGUGGUUUGAGGACACGCUCCAGGAAGCUCAAAGGGGGGAUGUGAAGCAGCAAGCGCUGCUGGGUGAGAUGUACAAGGAGGGCUACGGCUGCCAAAAGGACGCCCGGGCUGCCAAGGAGUGGGCAGAGAAGGCUGCGGCGCGGGGUUACAAGAUGCAGGGUGUGUACUGCGAGCUAUAAACCUGUUGAAUGCAACUGCGCCGUCGUUGUACUGCGCUGCUCGUCUCGCAGUAGGUUUGCUGGGUAGCACGGCGGGGCAGACAUUCUCAAACCCGCGCGGUGGGGCCUGGUAGGGUGUAUCCGUGGGAGGCGAGCGUGUAGGCUUCUUCAGGUUGCGUAGAUAGGGGACGAUCCACGGCAUAAAUGUUAACGCUUGUAGGAAGAAAAGGUGUGACCGUAUGUUUUGCAGCGCUGAAGCCGAUUGCUUUUGGUCACCAGCUUCAUUCGCACAUUGUAUGUUUGCUUAAGUCCGGAGUGGGGUAAAAAGCCCUAAUGUAGGCAUGUUAUGUUGGGGAGGUUAUGCACUGAAAUGACAUUCAUGUACGGAUACAAUUCACUUCGAAGGAAGUUUACAUACAUAACAUUGUUUUGGAGUUCGUUAUCAUUCGGACUUCAGGCGAUAGCUGGGGCUAAGGGGCCCUGUCGAACGGUGUUUUGUUGUUACUGCUAGAGUGUGUUACGCGGUACCACGGCAUCGACAAUUAUACCCGCACCUUUCUUCAGCCCUAUCCUGUUGUAAUCAUGGCAUGGGCUGGCUUUGGUAGAUGUUGGUCAGCGCAAGCAGAAAGCAGUUUCAUCCUUGCUAUUGAGGAACAUGG